Messenger RNA from Mirounga angustirostris (Northern elephant seal), 2215 nucleotides. It is a transcript of the gene DNAJC28, whose product is annotated as DnaJ heat shock protein family (Hsp40) member C28. The transcript has 2 exons. The record is from RefSeq and is a predicted model, not a curated record. The coding region runs from base 362 to 1522 and encodes 386 amino acids. NCBI's taxonomy places the organism in Eukaryota, Metazoa, Chordata, Mammalia, Carnivora, Phocidae.
GGCAGGUGGGAGCGGGGGCGGAGCGGAUCGCCCCGAGGCGGGGCGGAGCCUUCCGAAUUGUCCUGCCUGUGUGCCCAGGGUAGAGUUCGUUUUAGGCGAGGUUCUUGGGUUUCCUGUUAAAGUAGGACCUCUGUCCCGAUUAGGUCCGAUUCUGUCCUCCGUCCCCACUGUGGUCCCCUCAGGGCUAGCCGACCGAUGGUUUAGUCCAGCGGAGACACUCCCCCUGGGCCGCAGCGAGAUGGCAGAGAGCGAAGGGCAGACCGCGCACGCAUGCGCAGAGGCGCAGCAUGGGGGCGGGAGCCGCUAAGCGCCUUCCCCAAGGCUGUGGAGACCAUCUCUAGGAAGAUACCUGGGUACAAUUAUGAACACGAUGUAUGUGACAAUGGCUCAAAUCUUAAGAUCUCAUCUGAUAAAUGUUUCAACGAUAUCUAAUAGAGUGAAAAUGCUCCCAUAUCUUGGUGUCAUUAGAAAUAGAAUGAUGUCAACUCAUAAAUCCAAAAAGGAGAUGAGAGAAUAUUAUAGGCUGCUAAGUCUGGAUGAAGGGUGCUCUGCAGAUGAUGUCAGGGAAUCUUUUCAUAAGCUUGCCAAGCAAUACCAUCCAGACGGUGGCUCUAGUACUGCGGAUUCUGCAACAUUUAUAAGGAUCGAAGAAGCUUAUAGGAAGGUGCUUUCUCACGUGCUAGAACAAACAAAUGCCCGACCGAAUAAAGUUGAAGAAGCAGAGGAAGAAGAAGACAAAUUCAAAUAUAAAACACCCCAACACCGGCAUUAUUUAAGUUUUGAAGGUAUUGGUUUUGGAACUCCAAGUCAACGAGAGAAGCAAUAUAGGCAGUUUAGAGCAGACCGUGCAACUGAGCAAGUGAUGGAAUAUCAGAAGCAGAAACUACAAAGCCAGUAUUUCGUCGAUAGUUUGAUUGUUAAAGAUGUAAGACAGAGUAAAGAACAAAAGAUAACUCAAGCUAUAGAGCGUUUAGUAGAGGAUCUCAUUCAGGAAUCAAUGGCCAGAGGAGACUUUGACAAUCUCAGUGGGAAGGGAAAACCUCUAAAAAAAUUUUCUGGCUGUUCAUAUAUUGAUCCCAUGACUCACAACCUUAACAGAAUAUUGAUAGAUAAUGGAUACCAACCAGAAUGGAUCCUAAUGCAAAAGGGAAUAAAGGAUACCAUUGAUCAACUCAGAGAGGCGAUUUUAGUGUCAAGGAAAAAACUUGGGAAUCCAAUGACACCAACUGAACAGAAACAGUGGAGCCAAGUUUGUGAGCAGUUUCAAGAAAACAUCAGAAAACUAAACAAGCGAAUUAAUGAUUUUAAUUUAAUCGUUCCCCUCCUGUCCAGGCAAAAAGUCCAUUUUGAUGCACGGAAAGAAAUUGCCAGAGCCCAGGAAGUGUAUGAAAGCCUUAUAAAAACAGAAGAAGUCACAGAUAAAAACCCAGCCAACACUGAUGAGGGAGAAGGGGAGAAAACACCUGAAGUCAAGACAAGUUUUUUUAACUGGAUGAAUGUGUGGAAAUUUAUUAAAAUAUGACCACUUAAAUAUUCACAGUACUGCCUCAAACCAUUUUCAGUUGUACUGACAUCACACUUAGAAGCUGAGAUUUAUUGCUGUAACACAAGAGUCUGAGAACUGUGAGUCUCUGUACUUUUUACAAAACUAAUCACCUCUCCAGUGAUGUGUGAGUGAGAAAGCUGUAAGAAACUGAGCCUGAGAAACAUUGAACCAGCUUUGCUCUGAGGGUGUUGCAAGAAAAGAAGAGAACUCCUAGGAAAACAAUUUAACCCAUUCUGGAGUUUAAAUGUCAGUCAUGGGUAAAAUGAGGUAGGACAAGGACUCAGACGGGAUCAUAUAAAGGAUAUUCCGAAAAGUCUUAGUGCAGUUUUCAGCUCUAAUACCUCAAAAACAGUUGCUGAUGCCAUCUUCAAACAUAGUUACUGAAACAAAGCACAACAAAAAACCUUAAAAAGUAUUAUCAAAGUUCACAAAACUAAAGAAGUAUAGACUGUAGGCAAGCAAACCUUCACAUGAUGAAUGUUUCUUGCAAGGUUGCUGCAUUUAUACACCUGAGGUUAUUAAAGCUUACAACUGUUCUAAGACUUUUAGGACACUCUAUGUGGGUGGAAAUGUUACAAUCAGGAAAUUAGCCCAAUGGAGUUAAUGCACUCUUCCUUUUUCAUAGACCUUCUCUGUGGGUACUGAAUAAAAACAAAACAAAACCAAAAA